Messenger RNA from Ochotona princeps (American pika), 1917 nucleotides. Its product is annotated as monocyte to macrophage differentiation factor-like. Gene Ontology annotation, molecular function: pore-forming activity. Gene Ontology annotation, cellular component: membrane. The transcript has 2 exons. Bases 4 to 720 code for a protein of 238 amino acids. The record is from RefSeq and is a predicted model, not a curated record. Lineage: Eukaryota; Metazoa; Chordata; Mammalia; Lagomorpha; Ochotonidae.
UCAAUGCGGUUCAACAAUCGAUUCCAGCAGUACAUGAACCAUCGAGCCCCAGCCAAUGGCCGCUACAAACCAACUUGUUAUGAACGUGCUGCUAACUGCUACACACAUGCAUUCCUCAUUGUUCCGGCCAUCGUGGGCAGUGCCCUCCUGCAUCGGCUGUCGGAGGACUGCUGGGAAAAGAUAACCGCACGGAUUUACGGCAUGGGCCUCUGCGCCCUCUUCAUUGUUUCUACAGUAUUUCACAUUGUGUCAUGGAAAAAGAGCCACCUAAGAACAGUGGAGCACUGCUUGCACAUGUGUGACAGAAUGGUCAUCUGUUUCUUCAUUGCUGCUUCUUAUGCUCCAUGGUUAAACCUGCGGGAACUCGGACCACUGGCAUCUCACAUGCGUUGGUUUAUCUGGCUCAUGGCAGCUGGAGGAACAAUUUAUGUAUUCCUCUACCACAAAAAGUACAAGUUGGUUGAAUUCUUUUUCUAUCUCAUAAUGGGAUUUUCUCCAGCCUUGGUGGUGACAUCAAUGACUAACACCGAUGGACUUCACGAACUUGCCUGUGGGGGCUUAAUUUAUUGCUUGGGAGUUGUGUUCUUCAAGAACGAUGGCAUCAUUCCAUUUGCCCAUGCCAUCUGGCACCUGUUUGUGGCCACAGCAGCUGCGGUGCAUUAUUACGCAAUUUGGAAAUACCUUUACCGAAGUCCUACAGACUUUAUGCGACACUUAUGACCAGUGUGUAGUAGGUCUCCAAGCCAGUGUUAACUCAGUGAUGGCACUUGGGAUUGGGUGAGCGCUGAAAAUUGCACAGGGAGAGGAGAAACAAGAUAACUGCACUGACUUUAAGUAUUUUGAAUAUAAUUACUGUGAAAAGUAUAUAGAAGCUGUGAUCUGGAAUCUUCCCCCUCACGGCAAACAGUAGUGAAUUAAUCCCCCAUUCCAUUCCACUAUCACGGAGAACUCUGAACAGACUUGGCCAACUGAUGUUUACAAACCUGAAUUUUGUAUUUUAACUUUACAGAUUUUUCUACAUGGUUUUUCUAAAUUACUAGGUCAGGUUGUCAAAGUCAGUGCAAUACCCAAUGUUUCCUUUUUAAGAAAAAAACAGUUUCUCUCUAUCAGUUUCCCAUUUGCUGCACAAAGAAUCAUGGGUGGAACUGACACUACUUUUACCAUGUUUCAUCUUGGAAUAACAUGGUUCUUUUUUAAAUAGAAACUUUUAGUUUUUUGUAAAUUUUUAAAAGCUGUUUCAUUGAAGCGCAUCUUUGCGGUUUCUCAUUCAUGUUGUAAAUUUUUGCAGCAGUCAACAUUCCACAAACAAACAAACAUUAUACCUCUUUGGAUACUUUCAUUAAGUGUGGAGAAAUUGCCAAUUUUACAAACUGCAGUUUUCCACACUUUUCUGCCAACCUCUGACUCUGAAUUCAGUGCUGCUUUGGACCACACACUUGACCUAGAGUUUGGUUUACCAGUGAUGAAAAAGUAUUUUGAUAUUGUUAACUUUUUCAAAAGAUCCAGCUUUUCUCAAUGCCUUUGCUGUGUUGUCUUCAGGGUCUCUUACAAGAAGUGGAUGCUCUUUAUAUUAUGGUAGUGUUGUUGAGUUGGCCGUUGGCUGACAGCUCUUGACGAGCAUUAUGUGUUAACACUGAAUGGCUGCUUUGUGGGUUUGGUGCCCAACAGUCAGGCCAUUGUCAUGUAGCUUUACAUGCAUAGUUUGAUACUCAUUUUAAAUUGUAGAACUAGAUGAUAAGUUGACAUUUCUGCUUUUCCAUUGCACCUCCUAAUAGAAUGUGUUUUUUUAAUAGAAAAAUAUUUAAAACAUUGUGUGGUUAGUAGAAAUGUGUGUGUAUAUAGUCCACGAGUUAUAUCCUGCCUCAGUGGAGUGGUAUUUAUAUAUUCUUUUGGGUUUUCCCAAAGUGUCUUAGAUUA